Balaenoptera ricei (Rice's whale) is the source of this 4742-nucleotide messenger RNA. It is a transcript of the gene GIGYF1, whose product is annotated as GRB10 interacting GYF protein 1. The record is from RefSeq and is a predicted model, not a curated record. Gene Ontology annotation, biological process: insulin-like growth factor receptor signaling pathway. The transcript has 27 exons. Bases 1552 to 4653 code for a protein of 1033 amino acids. Lineage: Eukaryota; Metazoa; Chordata; Mammalia; Artiodactyla; Balaenopteridae. Gene Ontology annotation, molecular function: protein binding.
GGUGCGAGGCGGGCAGCCAUCUUGCUACAAACACAAACACAGAGGAGCGGCCGCCGCGGGAGCGCCAGCGCCCCCUCCCCCGCCGCCGCCGCCCCCCGGCCCGCCGCGCGUCGCCAACGCCCCGGGACCGGAGCCUCGCGCCGCCCGCCCGCCGCGUUUCCCUGCUUCUCACGCCGGGAGCCAGCGCUUUUUCUCAGUUCACUCCUUACAACCAGGACAGAAGGGUGACGGCUGAAGUGGGAAGCGCCUGGCGGCCAGCCGCCUUUGCCACUCCCUGGAGGGGUGGGAGGAGUUGUGGAGUCUUGGAGUCGAUGGGAACUGUGGAGGUGCUCCGGUCCAGCCUCCGCCCCAGCCAGUGAGGGAAGCCCUUGCACGGCUCCCUGAGACCCUGCCCUCCCACCCUCUGCUCGGAACCACCAGGGAUGUGCCGCCUCCUGAGAGCCGCCUCCGCUGUUCCUUAGAGGGACGGGUCGCUGCCGCCACCACAGCCGCUUCUGUCAGCUUCAGUAACUCUGACCUUAUUUCUGCUUUGUGGUGAGGGAGCCUUCUUCCUAGCUUGUAUCACGGUAACGUCGUUCUCUUCUUGGCUCUCUGUCCUUACGAUCGGGCUCUUCCUGAUCCCAGGGACCGGGCCUCGGUGUUGACUCCGGUCUGGUGAGUGAGCCCUGGGCACGCUAGCUGGAGUGGCCGGCCGCGGCCUUCAGCGCGCCCCACCUCGGGCUCUGGAAUAGCCCCCGCUCCCCUUGUACCUGGUCUCUCCCCAAACUGAGUCUCUGGAUUCUAGCUGCCAAGCAGCCAGACCUGAGUGUUUUCAGAGGAGAGGUAAUUUUGCUCCCAGAUAAACUUCUAAUCCUCUUAAUAACUGGCCUUUUCUCUCUCUAGAACAUUUGGGACUCCAGUGGGUUUUCUGCUUGUGUGUAUGUGUGUUUUCUCUUUGUCGUAAACAUCCACGGGUACCUCAGGCACCCUUUUACUGAAUGCUGGGCCACUUGGCGAGAGCGCUGAGCUGUCGGGAGGUGCCUGCCACACCCCCAGCACCUCCGCCGGGCUCCGCCGAGUGAACUGGCCGCUGGAGAGGCCUGAUGCGUGCAGGGCAGCGAUGAGGAGGAGCAGGGGCUGGGGUCCCCUGUGCUCCGUAACCAGCAGCCUCCAGGCAGCUGUGGGCCUUCUUGUUAUGCAAGACGGAGGAGGGCUGGAGGCAGGGAGGUCUGUCUGACCACUAAUUUAACCCCACUUUCUUCUCUUCGCCCCUCAAUAAGGAUCUUUCCCAGAUGUGAAGGUCCCUCCCUGGGCACUGCUCUGGUCAGACCAACAUCCAGUUGCCUGGGGACCCUGGUUCACUCCAGCACAGGCCCUUGCCUGGAGAGAGCCCUGCCCCUGCCCUACCUGCUUCCCUGGGCAAGGCUGCCAGUCCUCAUCCUUCGGGCUCUCCGGGCGUGCCGUCUCCAAGGCCCAGUGUCCCCCACGUCUCCACAGGUGUUUGGAGAGUGAACACCAGGUUCCCCCUCCCCUGCUCAUCCCCUCGACCUCUAGGACACGCCCAGCUCCACAAUGGCAGCAGAGACCCUCAACUUUGGGCCUGAGUGGCUGAGGGCCCUUUCUAGUGGUGGCAGUGUGGCCUCCCCACCCCCAUCCCCUGCCAUGCCCAAAUACAAGCUGGCCGACUAUCGCUACGGGCGAGAGGAGAUGCUGGCCCUCUAUGUCAAGGAGAGCAAGGUCCCCAAUGAGCUGCAAGACAAGGAGUUUGCUGCGGUGCUGCAGGAGGAGCCGCUGCAGCCCCUGGCCCUGGAGCCUCUGACUGAGGAGGAGCAGAGAAACUUCUCCCUGUCAGUGAACAGUGUGGCUGUGCUGAGGCUGAUGGGGAAAGGGGCUGGUCCCCCCCUAGGUGGCGCCUCCCGUGGCAGGGGCAGCACGCGGAGCCGAGGCCGCGGCCGUGGUGACAGUUGCUUUUACCAAAGAAGCAUUGAAGAAGGCGAUGGGGCCUUUGGCCGAAACCCCCGGGAGAUCCAGCGUAGCCAGAGUUGGGAUGACAGAAGCGAGAGGCGGUUUGAGAAGUCGGCCAGGAGGGAUGGAGCGCGAUCCGGGUUUGAUGAGGGAGGGGCUGGCCCGAGGAAGGAGCAUGCCCGCUCAGAUAGCGAGAACUGGCGUUCUCUCCGAGAGGAGCAAGAGGAAGAGGAGGAGGGCAGCUGGAGACUUGGGGCAGGACCCCGGCGAGAUGGCGACCGCUGGCGCUCUGCCAGCCCUGAUGGCGGCCCCCGCUCUGCUGGCUGGCGGGAACAUGGGGACCGGCGUCGCAAGUUUGAAUUUGAUUUGCGAGGGGAUCGAGGAGGGUGUGGUGAAGAGGAGGGGAGGGGUGGGGGGGGCAGCUCUCACCUCCGGAGGUGCCGAGGGCCUGACGGCUUUGAUGACGACAAGGAUGGGCUCCCGGAGUGGUGUCUGGACGAUGAGGAUGAAGAAAUGGGCACCUUCGAUGCCUCCGGGGCCUUCUUGCCUCUCAAGAAGGGCCCCAAGGAGCCCAUUCCUGAGGAACAGGAGCUCGACUUCCAGGGUCUGGAGGAAGAGGAGGAAGAGCCUUCCGAAGGGCUGGACGAGGAGGGGCCUGAGGCGGGUGGGAAGGAACUGACCCCACUGCCUCCUCAGGAGGAGAAGUCCAGCUCCCCGCCCCCACUGCCCAGCUUGGGCCCACUCUGGGGAGGUAACGGGGAAGGCGAUGAUGCUGUGGAGAAGGACCUGCCGGCAGCUGAAGGAGACGAUAUGAGAGCAGUGCAGCUGAGUUCUGGGGUGGGCUCACCCCCUGGCCCACCUGGAGAUCUGGAAGAUGAUGAAGGCUUGAAGCACCUGCAGCAGGAGGCGGAGAAGCUCGUGGCCUCCCUGCAGGACAGCUCCCUGGAGGAGGAGCAGUUCACAGCCGCCAUCCAGGCCCAGGGCCUACGCCACUCUGCAGCUGCCACCGCCCUCCCCCUCAGUCAUGGCGCGGCCCGGAAGUGGUUCUACAAGGACCCGCAGGGGGAGAUCCAAGGCCCCUUCACGACACAGGAGAUGGCGGAGUGGUUCCAGGCGGGUUAUUUCUCCAUGGCCCUGCUUGUGAAGCGGGGCUGUGAUGAGGGCUUCCAGCCGUUGGGUGAGGUGAUCAAGAUGUGGGGUCGUGUGCCCUUUGCCCCUGGGCCCUCACCACCCCCACUGCUGGGAAACAUGGACCAGGAGCGGCUGAAGAAGCAACAGGAGCUGGCGGCAGCCGCCUUGUACCAGCAGCUGCAGCACCAGCAGUUUCUGCAGCUGGUCGGCAGCCGCCAGCUCCCGCAGUGUGCGCUUCGGGAAAAGGCGGCUCUGGGGGACCUGCCGCCACCGCCGCAGCAGCAGAUCACCGCGUUCCUGCAGCAGCUCCAAGCUCUCAAGCCCCCCAGGGGUGGGGACCAGAACUUGCUCCCGACGAUGAACCGGUCCUUGUCAGUGCCAGACUCGGGCCCCCUCUGGGACAUACAUACCUCAGCCUCAUCACAGUCAGGCGGUGAGGCCAGUCUUUGGGACAUACCAAUUAACUCUUCGACUCAGGGUCCAAUUCUAGAACAACUCCAGCUGCAACAUAAAUUCCAGGAGCGCCGAGAAGUGGAGCUCAGGGCGAAGCGGGAGGAGGAGGAGCGCAAGCGCCGAGAGGAGAAGCGCCGCCAGCAGCAGCAGCAGGAGGAGCAGAAGCGGCGGCAGGAGGAGGAGGAGCUGUUUCGGCGCAAGCAGGUGCGGCAGCAGGAGCUCCUGCUGAAGCUGCUCCAGCAGCAGCAGGCGGCGGCUGCCGUCCCCGUGCCUCCUGCGCCCAGUUCCCCGCCCCCGCUGUGGGCCGGCCUGGCCAAGCAGGGCCUGUCCAUGAAGACGCUGCUGGAGCUGCAGCUGGAGGGCGAGCGGCAGAUGCACAAGCAGCCCCCGCCUCGGGAGCCGUCGCGGGCCCCGGCUCCCAACCACCGUGUGCAGCUCGGGGGCCUGGGCGCCGCCCCCCUGAACCAGUGGGUAUCUGAGGCUGGGCCGCUGUGGGGCGGGCCCGACAAGAGUGGGGGCAGCAGUGGCCUGGGGCUCUGGGAGGACACCCUCAAGAGCAGCGGGAGCCUGGCCCGCAGCCUGGGCCUGAAGAACAGCCGCAGCAGCCCUUCUCUCAGUGACUCGUACAGCCACCUGUCAGGGCGGCCUGUGCGCAAAAAGACGGAGGAGGAGGAGAAGCUGCUGAAGCUGCUCCAGGGCAUCCCCCGGCCCCAGGAUGGCUUCACCCAGUGGUGUGAGCAGAUGCUGCACACGCUGAGUGCCACGGGCAGCCUGGACGUGCCCAUGGCUGUAGCGAUCCUCAAGGAGGUGGAGUCCCCCUACGACGUCCAUGAUUAUAUCCGUUCCUGCCUGGGGGACACGCUGGAAGCCAAAGAAUUUGCCAAACAAUUCCUGGAGCGGAGGGCCAAGCAGAAGGCCAGCCAGCAGCGGCAGCAGCAGCAGGAGGCUUGGCUGAGCAGUGGCUCCCUGCAGACAGCCUUUCAGACCAACCACAGCACCAAACUCGGCUCUGGGGAGGGCAGCAAGGCCAAGAGGCGGGCACUGAUGCUGCACUCGGACCCCAGCAUCUUGGGAUACUCCCUGCAUGGACCUUCUGGCGAGAUCGAGAGCGUGGAUGACUACUGACCAGCCCGUCCCACCAGCACCCUGGGCUAUAGGCCAGGGGCGGCAGCAGCGGCUUGGACCCCUGGGUCCCCAGACUGCAGGCUCCCCAC